This is a messenger RNA of Fukomys damarensis (Damara mole-rat), 1620 nucleotides long. RefSeq names its product iron-sulfur cluster assembly factor IBA57 (gene Iba57). Gene Ontology annotation, molecular function: protein binding. Lineage: Eukaryota; Metazoa; Chordata; Mammalia; Rodentia; Bathyergidae. The record is from RefSeq and is a predicted model, not a curated record. The transcript has 3 exons. The coding region runs from base 799 to 1545 and encodes 248 amino acids. Gene Ontology annotation, cellular component: mitochondrial matrix.
GUCCCAACUGAAGGAUUGCAAAUUGUUGUGCUGACGGGAUCUUGGAAUCCUCCUCUCUGCCUUUGGGUAGCCUCAGCACCUCCUGGUGUCCCCACCGUAUCCAUGGCAGUGUGUGUGGGCCCUGGGCCUGUCUGCCUGGUGUUCCUGCUCCUCCAGCCUCUUGAGCUCCCAGUCCUUGCCCCUGGUCAGGGUCCAGUGAUGUGGGGUCUCCUCCUUGCCCAGGUAGGUUGAGGCCAGGCUCCCUUCAGCCUUUGUGGGGCAGUCAGCACCCUGGGCGUGGACUCUGUGGGGGCUCCUGCUCCAGCAGGAGUUGAGCUGUUGGCUUGCACACCUGGCUGCAGGGCCUUCCUUACCCCACAGAUUGUCGGAGGGGGAUGAACAUGCCUGAUGGGUGCAACAGUCACCCAUUCUUGCCCAAGGCCACUGUUGGAUUUCGCUGCAGGGCUCUGAAAAGAGUACAAGGUGACUCAUUGGUGUGUGUCCACAGCAUUGGGAGUAUACUGCCUUCCACAUCCCCAUACUCAACCAUCCUUGAUUAGAAGUACUUGAAAAGGCAGUUGUACCUGUAUUGAAUGGGUACAAACUUCUUUUCCUAUUAUUCUUGAACAAUACAGUUGAGCUAUAGCUUACGUGGUGUUCCGUUGUAUUAGGGAUCAUAAGUAACCUGGCCAUGAGUUGAACCAGGCACAGGAGGAUGUGUGUAAACCCUGGGCAGAUGCUGUGUCAUUUUGUGUGAAGGACUUGAGCAGUGUCCAUUGUGUUAACUGGUGUUGGAACCCAUCCCACAGAUGCCAAAGAAUGACUACAGUAAGGCUUCCUGAGUGUGUGCCCGAGGCCCCUGGCUUCCUUCUGGAGUGUGACCGCGCCUCACUGGACGCCCUGCACCAGCACCUGGCGCUGUACCGGGUCCGGCGGAAGGUCAAAGUGGAGCCGUGCCCCGAGCACCGUGUGUGGGCCGUGCUGUCUGGGACUGCCCAGGCUGGCCAGACACCACUCUUGCAGGAGAGGGCAGAGGCCACUGCCAUCCUGGCCCGUGAUCCCCGGACAGUGCGCAUGGGCUGGCGGCUCCUCACGCAGGACACAGGCCCAGCCUUGGUGCCUGGUGCCAGGCUCGGGGACCCCCAAGAUUACCAUGCACACCGGUACCAGCAAGGUGUCCCCGAGGGGGUCCAUGACCUGCCCCCAGGGGUAGCCCUGCCCCUGGAGUCCAACCUGGUCUUCAUGAAUGGUGUGAGCUUCACGAAGGGCUGCUACAUUGGCCAGGAACUGACUGCACGCACCCACCACAUGGGUGUCAUCCGCAAGCGCCUCUUCCCUGUGCACCUGGCCGGCUGCCUCCCAGCUCACAGCAUCAUGCCUGGCACCCCGGUGCUGACUGAGUCGGGACAGGCUGCCGGCAAGUUCAGGGCUGGGCAGGGAGACUUCGGGCUAGCUCUGCUGCGCAUGGAGAAAAUCAAGGGCCCCCUCCACAUCAAGACCUCUGAGAGUGACCCAGUGGCCAUCACUGUGUCUGUGCCAGACUGGUGGCCCACAGCCACCAAGUAGCCCAGGUGACCUCAGCUCCUGUAGGCCACAGGUCCUUCUACUGUGCCCAGCAGGGGCCCCUGGAGCACCCACCUA